AUGUUGCUGGAGUUUAAUCAACUCAAUAUUCUUCUGUCAUUUGCUCGUUCAUUCUCGAGAACUGAUGAUCCGGAUAAAUUAUUCUCGGGCAAUCAACGAUGUUCAUCAUUACUUAAUUUAUUCUUAAAACAAAUUCGAGAUCGUAUUGACCCGAACGUAAAACUCUACAUUGAUCAACGUUUAGAAAAUCUCGUCGUUGCUAUUGGUUAUUUAGCGAUUGAAUUGAGCGACAGAUGCAAAAUUCGAGCAGACAUCGUUAAAGUACUCCUUGAUUUCUACCAAAAACUCCCUACUGCCAGGUAUUAUGAAGCCGCAACAUUCACGUAUAAACAUACAUUACCUCCAGCGGAGGUAUUCAGUUUUUGUCUACACACGAUUCUAACAGAAUUAGCGGCAACAAGUGAAGAUGUCAAAUCAGGAAAUAAGAUUAUGUGUUAUGUUGCCGAUGUGAUUCGACAGUUUGUGGAAAGUCUACGAAUGGAUGCACAUAAACAUGUGAAAGAGCGAUUUGAAUUGAUCUAUCGAUAUGAUAUGCCAUUCCUACUUGGUGCAUUACGAGCAAUCGGAAGAAUAUCAUCGACUGAUCAAAGUUUGAUUUCUCAAUUGUUUCCAGUGAAUUUCAAUCCGUUAACGCAAUCUACACAUAUCGAACAAAGAGAAUCGACAACUAAUGUUGCAACGAAUGUUAAACAUAGCACAAUUGCUUUUCGUCCAAUUAUUCCCAAAGUGUUGUCCAAGAGUCUUCUUUCAUCAACGAAUGAUCAUAUCUCACAAAUGAUGCCAUCGAAUACCAGCCAAUUCUUGCUCACGGAUGAUCAACCAGAGAUUUCAUCAACAUAUCGAUCAAUUUCUUCAAUGGAUAGCAUCGAUCAACACAGCGUAGAUGAGAAUCUUCCAAUAAGUUCCAUAUUCUUCUCUAUUUCUGGUUCGACUUAUCGUCAUCGACAAAUGUCAUCGGGGUCAUAUGUAACUAAUAAUCGUUUUCGAAUUUGUUUACCCGCACCUGUCCUCGAACACCUACAUGAGACAUUGAAACUGAUCGACGAUCGAGUUGUGAAAUACUUAGAUAAAGUUGCUAUUGUUGAAUACGAUUUGAUUCAACGAUCAACGAACUACAAAGCAAAUACGAAACGUUAUUCGCCGUAUUCAUAUUUCGGUGAUAUACUUAUUUUAUGUAUCAUCAAGUUUUUUCGAGAUAAUCUGGAAAUUCUUGAUAAAUCAGCAGAACGUUUGACGACUGUUCGAAAAUCGACUUAUCUGUUUGUGCAACAACUAAUUAGUAUCAAGUUAUUAGAUUUAGCCAACGAAGAAUACGACAGAAACUCUUGUCGCUAUCGAACACGUGUUGAUGCUAGUGCAGCAGCUUUAGAAUUACUUUGUUUAGCAUGUGACGAAGAAAUAGAAGCAGAGAAAUUAUGUACGAAAUGUGCAGAGAAAUUCAGUCAAGAAACAAUCACUAUCAAACUAUUAUCCGCACAAAUGCCACUAUUAGUAACAUCAUUAGAAGUUUUGAGUCGAUUAGCGGAGAAAUACGAAUGUUUAUCAACGUAUACUAUUCGAGCAUUAUGUGAUUUUCUCAUCGAACCAUCGCCGAUACUUUUUAAAUUGUAUCGACAUACAAGUCAGAAGCUGGAUGGAGAAGAACGAAGUGCACUUUUCAAUGAAAAUCGAAAGAAUUCGAGAGAAUAUCGUGCAUUUCAUAUCUUUGAAAAAUUACGAGAUGCAGCAAUUGAAGGUUUAUGCAAGUCUCUACUCAUACGUUUAAAUUCCGAUCCAAAGUGUGUGGAAGCUCUAUUAACACAAUUCUCCGCACGACUUGCUUCUGGGCCUAUUGAUGAUAAUCCAAAUUGGAUGUUUAAUAUCGUACUGUUCGAUGCCGCACCAUUGAAACGUCGUUCCUCAUUACGACAUGACAUCGCGAAAGAAAAAUACGAAAAUUUGUUACGAACAUCGUUAGUAUCGCAUAAUACAGUUCUGACAUUGGGUCACAUGGCUGUUGCUCUGAAAAAUGUUCAGCAUACUCAACAAUCUAUUCUCGCUCGUUUUCAACAACGCAUCGGUGAUCCACCAUCACCUCUCGAUAUUCUCAUCAUCAAUCAAAUUGGCUGCAUGCUUAUUACUAGUCUCCCACAAGCAACUUACGAGGAAAUCAUUCGGCUUUUCACAGAAAUUAUUAUUGAUUCUACUUAUCCAUCAAAUGAUAGUUCGACUGUGUCUAUGCUCGUUGCUCCACACUUGGCCAAAUAUGUACAAGCUUCUAAUGCUGUGAUCAAUGCAUUAGCAAAUGUUGCUGCUAAUAUCCAAGGCUCAACAGAACUAAUGAAUUUGUUAUCAAGUACUCUCGAGUUAUUCGUUCAACUUGGUUUACGAGCAAAAGAUGCCAGUGAAAAGUCGACAAAGAACGCUCUUAAAAUUUCAAACACAGCCGGUAGUCUUGGAAUCUUGAUACCUGUCAUUGCUGUUAUCAUUAGACGAAUGCCGGUGAUCACCGAACCUUCCGAACGAGUGUUUCGUUUAUUCCAACGUUUUUGGUUUUACUGUAUUCUGUACGGUUUUGCUGAAUCAGAUAACAAUUUAUGGACAUCGGAAUGGUAUGACUGUGUGCGAUUAAUUGCGACUAAAUCACCAAUAUUGGUGGCACAACAUGUUUCGUAUGUUCCAUUGAAGUCUGCCAUGCCAUUGAAACCAGAACAAAUUACCAAAGAAGACAACAAUGCAUUGAAAUCAAAAUUGAACCGUAUAUUCUCAUCAUAUCCAAAUGCGAAAACUUUCAUUGAUGCAUUCGGAUUUGAACAAAGCUCUUAUACACUGUCAGUGUACUAUCUCGAAACAUUCAGAGUUCGAUAUGCAUUGACACCAUCAGCAUUACAAUGUAUAUUCACAUACCUCGAAGAUCCAGGUUUAAUCCGAGAUAAAUAUGGUUUAUGGACACUGAUGGUUGCCGUAGGAAGAAAAUGUUUGGCGUUAUAUGUUGAUGAAAUGAAAAAAAUGCCAAAGAGUCCGGAGCGAAAUAAAAAUCUCGAAACACAAUGCCAAUUCCUAAUGAUCAAACGAACACAUGUUCGCACGGAAGUUCGUGAAGAAGCUAAACUCUAUCUUCUAACGUUGUUAUCAAAGAAUGCAUUUCCACAUUUAUUCUGCAAUGCUCUUAUUAUUGAGACUUUGAUGAGUAUCAUCAACAUCCUAGCAUACUCAUUGAAUGAAGAUAAUCUACACAAAGUUACUGCACAUCAUCGAAUACCCGAAACCAAUUAUACAAUUCAAUUUGUUGACACCCACGAAAAACGAUUGGAACUUUUCAAUGAAUACGUAGAGUUCGGCCGUAUGUUCAUCGAACAGGCUUUAAUGAUAUCACCAACAUUAAUCAAAUCAUGUAUUCAACAAUACAUGUUGAAACUCGAACAAGGUAAACGAAAUUCCAACGCUGCGCGUCAGCAUCGAGGCUUACAUGUUAUGUGGGAAUAUCUCAGUAUGUAUUCGAAAUCCACUAAUGCUGAGGCGGCAGCAAAUGGAAAUAAGUUUUACUAUCGUGCUGAUUUUGCUGAUUACAUGGUAUCAUUAAGCGAACGAAAUGCUGCGGUUGGCUUCAUCGAAGGACUAAGUCGGAAUGAUUACCGAAGUGCAUUGAAACAAAUUAAAACCCAGAUGGAGAACGCGUUUAUCAAUCGAUUAAAUUCAGUGGAUAAGUUUCAAUCAUUGAAACAGCGUCGUCGGCGAAUGUCAGUUGUUGCACCUGUGAAUCAUAAAGAAGUCGUGCUUGAUUUUGAAGAACGCAUCGCGAUCUUCGAUAGUAACUUUCGGAAUGAACUUUUCAAACUAACAGCGAUGCUAAUUUAUAAUGCUGAUCAUGCAGAUGAUAAUGAAAAUGAAAUGACUUUUUCGAGUGUAGGUAGUCCAUUCUACAGAUACAAUGCUCCCAAAGAAAAUGCUCUCGACCGAGAGAUAGUACAUGUACUAGCAUGGCUUCCAGUGAAAAUGUUUACCACGUCGGUAAUGGAAGCAGCAGUCGAUUGUUGGUCAUGGGCAAUCGUUGCUCGACCCGAACUAGAAUUAUUGAUUGUCCAAGAGAUUUAUAAAGUCUGGCAGAAGAUUAUCAGUGACCGUCAAGGAUUAUAUUCAAUUGAUAAGCCAGAGGUAUCACCAUUGGCUCCAUCGGAAAAAGAAGAACUUAAAUCGAAACCACCAUCGACUAACCCACAUCGAAUAUUCUUCAAAUUCAUCGAGGAACGAAUGUAUCUGUGUAUGCACAAAUCUGAUGUAGAAAUGGAAAUGCUUGUUGAUCUUUUCCAUAAAUCACUUUACCUAAUCACGGAUCGGUCAAAAAUACCAAUGACGAGACAUAUUGAAGCUGUGGGCCUUCGGUUUCAAUUAUUAUAUUUGGUACUCUACAUCAUUCAGAGUGAUUAUCUAGCAAAUGGUAUUAGUAAAUCGUUGUUACGAGAGAAAGUUUACCAUACGGCAUUUGACUACUUCAUGGUUCGACAUCAUUAUCCGUCUCAAUCGUAUAAUGAAUUACGGAAUGAUAUUCGAAGAUUGAUUCGGUUUUUCUCAUUAGUUCAUGGAGAGAAGAAGUUUUGUGAUGAUUCAAUAUUAUCAAUUGAUAGUGGUAGUCCAUCGUUGAACCGACGUUUGCACAAUGGCACAAGUGAGAGCUCCUCACGAGCUGGAAUACCAUCGGGAUUAAUCAAUUCAUUAGCUGGUGGUGGUGGAGCUGCGGCUGGAGUCGGUGGUCAAUCUACAAUUACCCAUAUUUAUCGUGAAUCUUCUUUCCGAGGGUCCGCGAAGAAUACUGAAAAAAGCAAUGACGCUCGGACACUAUCGAAAGACUUGUUGAAAAAACGCAACCUUCUGCUCAUCUUGCUUGCUUGUGAAAUCGAACGUUUGGAAACAUUUCAUAAUCCACUAUUUCGUUCGAAUCUUCAAUUCGACCAGGAGAGACAGUCAACGUACACAAAUUGGAAAGUCUACGAUAUGAAUGGAACUUCCAACAAAGCAUGGCGAGAGUAUGGACGACUAGCUUGGCUUAUUUCGCCUGAUUUAGCCAUUAGCCUUUAUUACACAAUUCCUAAAGCAUCGUUACGAACUGAAAUUCAACAACUUGUGAAAGCAUUUCCAUUCCAAGUUCGUCAUAUACCCGAAGCAUUGAAUCUUUUUACAAGUACUUCGAAUCAGAAUGAUCGACAUUGUCAAACUUCACAUAUUCUCAUCUGGGCUCCAACCGAUCCUGUCGCAGCACUGUCCUAUUUUGCUAAUGCACGGCUCAACCAGAUAGCUAAUUCUUAUACAAUUCAAUAUGCUUCUCGUAUUCUCUAUACAACAAGACCAGAAGCGAUCAUUUUAUAUAUCCCACAAUUAGUUCAAGCAAUUCGUUACGAUGAAAUGGGCUUUGUUCGCCGUCUAAUCUUAGCUCUAUCUCGAAAAUCGAAUCUAUUAGCACAUCAGUUAAUCUGGAAUAUUCGAACCAACGUAUAUAAGAAUGAAACAACGCCUGAUGAUGAUAUGCUAGCUAAACUCAAACCUAUUGCCGAUCAAAUUCAAACUGCUUUUACUUCGAACGCUAGAGAAUUUUAUGAACGCGUCUUUGAAUUCUCAGAUAAACUCACCAAUGUCUCCGACAUCAUCAAAGUGUAUCCAAAAGGCGCAGAACGGAAAGCUGCUUGCUUGAAAGCAUUGAUGGAUCUCGGUAGUGAUGUGAAACCCGGUGUUUAUCUGCCGUCGAAUCCCGAAGCUGUUGUGAUCUCAUUAGCGCCCGAAACUGGAACACCGAUGCAAAGUGCGGCGAAAGCGCCUUAUCGAGCAGCAUUUCGCGUACAAAAUGUUGGAAUUGAACAAGUUGAACACUGUGCGGAUUCUGACUACGAAUUUAUUCCUGAUUCGAAUAAUCAGUACUCUCAAAUGGCUAUUUUUAAAGUUGGAGAUGAUGUCCGACAAGAUAUGUUGGCCUUGCAACUAAUGCGUUUAUUUCAGAAUAUUUUUGAACAGGAGGGUCUAGAAUUGUACUUGUAUACUUAUCGAGUGAUUGCAACAAGUCCUGGCUGUGGUGUUAUCGAAUGUGUACCGAAUUCUCGUUCGCGUGAAGAUAUUGGAAGAAACACCGAAGUGGGUUUAUUUGAAUAUUUUCGACAUGUAUAUGGUAAAGAUGAUUCGAUCAAAUUUCAAAAAGCACGACGAAAUUUUGUCAUCAGUAUGGCAGCUUAUUCGAUUGCUGUUUUCCUACUCCAGAUAAAAGAUCGUCACAAUGGAAAUAUUAUGAUUGAUGAUGAAGGACACAUUAUUCAUAUUGAUUUUGGCUUCAUGUUCGAGUCAUCACCAGGUGGAAACAUGAGAUUCGAACCGGAUAUUAAACUGACCGCAGAAAUGAUUCUCAUUAUGGGUGAUUUAAAUGCACCUGGAUUUCUCUGGUUUAAAGAAUUAUGUAUCAAAGGUUAUUUAGCAUUGAGACCUUAUCGGCAACAUUUCAUAACUCUCGUAGCAUUGAUGCUUGACACUGGUUUACCAUGUUUUCGCGGUAAUACUCUGAAAGAAUUGAAUGCUCGUUUUAAACCUGACGCCACUGAAACUGAAGCUGCACAUUUCAUGGAAGAAGUGAUUAAUCGUUGUGCACAUAGUUUACGAACCCGUAUUUAUGAUUAUAUACAAUAUCAACAAAAUUCGAUUCCCUAUUGA
Messenger RNA from Adineta ricciae, 6666 nucleotides. NCBI's taxonomy places the organism in Eukaryota, Metazoa, Rotifera, Eurotatoria, Adinetida, Adinetidae. The record is from the annotation of a GenBank genome assembly.